This is a messenger RNA of Scatophagus argus, 8674 nucleotides long. It is a transcript of the gene gramd1bb, whose product is annotated as GRAM domain containing 1Bb. The transcript has 21 exons. Lineage: Eukaryota; Metazoa; Chordata; Actinopteri; Scatophagidae. The coding region runs from base 2897 to 5197 and encodes 766 amino acids. Gene Ontology annotation, biological process: intracellular sterol transport. Gene Ontology annotation, molecular function: sterol transfer activity; sterol binding. Gene Ontology annotation, cellular component: plasma membrane; endoplasmic reticulum membrane; endoplasmic reticulum-plasma membrane contact site. The record is from RefSeq and is a predicted model, not a curated record.
UUUGAACUGGUAUGUUUUCUGAGCUGAGUGAGCAAUGUUAUUUUGGUGUAUUUGUGUGUGUGCACUCUGGUAUGUGUGUGUCUGGUGUGGUAUUCUUUGAACGGUCAGUCAUGCGAGUUGGUUGACUCGCAACCUGGGGUUAAGCCACCAGGAGACUCUGCAUUCCAGCACACGACUAAGAGAUUGUUUGUUGGACUCAGUUUGGGUUGACUGAUAUUACUUAUCUUUGCAGAAAUAGCUUACAAUAACUGCUAACAACAUUUCUUGAAGGGCAGUAGAUCUCAAGUUUAAUGGAGAUUGAGGGAAUUAUGAUUAAAAUGCUGUUGUUUCAAUCUAUUGUUAAAGUGUUUCUGAAUGAACAGGAUUUAGUGAAAGUCAGACAAAACCGCAAAACCACUGUCAUAUGGGUCGGUUUUCUAACCCUGAGUGUGAUAUAUGACAGCUAUUUGGCAAUGUUUCUUCAGUGAUUCAGCAUUUAGAGUGUUGUCAUGGCUUACAUAUCAAGCAAAAUCUAUUGUCGGCUCACGAGGAGCAAAAAAAAUAACAUUAAGAAUUUUUAACUAGUUGAAUAAACUGUGGAAAAACAGAAUCACGUCAGUUAUCUUUCAAAACGCAGUUUAUCUCUAAAGAUGUUUGAGAUAAGAAUGCUAAUGCGGCUGUGUAUUCCUAAUUUCGAGAUUAUGCUGCUCUCGCGCCGUACUGCCUGGCUUUAUGACCUGUGAAAGUCCUCCUUAAAUAGGUUCACACUGGCAGCUGAGUAAUGUGGAACCAGAAGUGACUUUACCCCCAUCUGUACUGUUUUAAAAAUAAUGCUUGAGUUGGAAAGUGUAGUGAGUACAAAUCAGACAAAUGAUUCAAGGAUAACAUGCCCUCAGAAGAGCACAUGUUUUUAAAGGGUUAACAGGGCUAAUAUUACCACCCAGCUUUCAUAUUUCGGUUAGUUGUUGUUGAAGUUGUUGACAUGGGGGCUGUGAUACACUAAUAGAGCAAAAUUAAAAGUUACUGUAGUGCAGCCAAUCAGACUAUCUGUAAGCCACAUACCAUUAAAUCCAGAUGUCAUAUUGUGUUAAACAUGUGGCAAUGGAAAAGUCUCUAUUUUGCAUACUUUUGACAGCCUUACACUGCAGGUAUUUCCUAAGUGCUCAUGAGUCGCACAAACUUCACAAGAUCAAUACUUAGUUUGUUAUAAAGCCAACUGUAAAUAAUGCAUGCAAAAAGCCAUCUGGCCGGAUUAAGUGGGCAGGAUGCAAGUGCAUUUGGAAAUUCUGUAGUUUGCACGUUUGAAAGAGGUUUCAGUUGCUUUCAGUCUUCAAGGAGAAACAGGCUGAUAAAAUAAGUAGUUGCUGAGUUGAAUAAUGUGACAGUAACUGAUCUUGUCCUUAUAGUGACUAUCAUUUCAGUUCUGUUUGUGAGAUUCUCCUUAACAGUCCUUUAUUGUACAUCCUGUCUUUGCUGUCUGUUCUAAUGUCCACAUAGCUCUUCCGCUGUCUCAGUUGCGAGAUUAUCGAUCAUCGUCUGUGGUUUGAGACAUGUGCUUCCAGUGAUGGAGGUCAGCAUAAUCUGAUCUUACUCCUUAGUUUGUGCUGGGACCUCAGAAAAGCAAGGACGAGUAAAUGAUACCCACAAAAUAGGUGAGUUCCUGUUUCUCGUUCUGGAUCACUUUCAGACAAGGAAAAUAAAUAAGUCAGUACAGUGGGGAUACAUCAGCCAAGAUAACAAAUUGUAAGAAACUUCAUUAUUCUUCCAUCCAUUAUUUUCCCAUAAAUAAAUAAAAAUAAAAACAAUAGUAAUCUUUAUUUGUCUAGCGCAUUUUUUAACAAGGUUACACAGUGCUUUACAGAAAAUUCUAAUUGUUCUAAACCAGUAUAUUUCAUGCACUCUUUCAUUUUUAGUGAUAAAAAAUAUUUAUUGAUGUUUAUGAAAGCCCAUUACUGAGCCAAUCCCAAAUACAGACACAUACCACACAUCAUCUUCAUCUAAAUCACAGAUACAGCUCCAGUUUCCCUUUGUUAGCCUUACAUGGGUAGAUUUGUAGCAUGUUUGUAGCCUCAUUCUUCCUGUGGUUUCACACCUGUCCAGCUCCAGCUGUAGACCAGAUCAUGUUAGUACAUCCAACAUGUUAUGAAGGCGAUGACAGUGAUGAUAUGUGUGGUUUUAUUUAAUUCAUGACAUAGUUGCUAUCCCCUCUGCAUAUUCAUGCAUGUAUGUGUGCGUGCAGUGGCUGUACUGCUGAUUUUGAUUCCCCACUGAGACUUGUAAUGCUUUGGUCGAGGACUGCAAAUGCAUGCCUGCAGCUUGUAGCGCAGACAGGAAGAGGGAGGUGGAGGAGAAGAGACAGAGAAGAGAGAGGAGGGAGGGAGGCUGAUAAAGCAGGAAGAGGAGGAAGGGAGGUAAAGGAACACUCUUAUCGAGCUUCCCAGGGAGCCUACCAAAGGAACCUUCCCCCACACACACCAUGGCUGGCCAGCCAAUCAGAGCGCUCGCAUCCUUGACCCAUCCUCCCUCGUACAACUGCUCAUCCAUGGCUCAGCGAAGCAGAUGUGAGGUGAUGCGGGCAAAAGAAGAGAACACUGGCUUAGAGAUAUUCAUAUCAGGAUAGUGGCUUCUAGUCAGUGUGUACACCCUGCAAUUUGUGAACAGGCAUUUUAGCCUAGCAAGUGUCGUCUGUGUCACCUCUGUUUGCAACUUUCAGUUUCUGAGCCGCUCACAUUAUCGUUCCUGACUGAUUUUGGAUGUGCUGUGUGUGAGAGGAGGACUAGGGGGAUUUUAUGAGGCUUGGCGAUGAUGACAAAGCAUGCUGGACAAGUGACAGUCUGACAUCAAGACAGCGGGACAGUGAUUGAAGAGAGGCCAUGAGAGCCAGGAGAGAGGCCAGGAUGGUGUCUGCCUGUUCACCAUGCACAAACAUAAGGCCAAGCAAAAGAAGUGGAAGAAACUGAUAUGGAAGCCCCAAAGCACUGCCAGUAACUCAAACAAGAGCACACCUGCCUGCUCACCGGUCCUGCGUAAACGCUCGCGCUCCCCCACACCACAGAGCCAGGAGGGUGAGAAUAUGGUCGAGAAGGGUUCAGACCACUCCUCUGACAAAUCCCCCUCCACGCCUGAGCAGGUUGUCCAGAGAACGUACUCCCUGCAGUCAGCGAGAAGUGGGGCAAAGAAUUCAAAGUAUGACAGACUAAACCUGAUUAAAAAAAGCCAAAGCUGGUACAACCAUGAAAGGCAACACAUCCUGAGAGUGCUGAGCCCGACAUACAAGCAGCGCAAUGAGGACUUUAGGAAACUCUUCAAGCAGCUCCCUGACACAGAGAGACUCAUUGUGGACUACUCCUGUGCUCUUCAGCGGGACAUCCUCCUGCAGGGACGACUCUACCUCUCUGAGAACUGGAUCUGUUUUUAUAGCAACAUUUUCCGCUGGGAAACACUGUUGACAGUGCGACUAAAGGACAUCUGCUCAAUGACAAAAGAGAAGACUGCCCGCCUCAUUCCCAAUGCCAUCCAGGUCUGCACGGACACUGAGAAGCACUUUUUCACCUCAUUUGGAGCCAGGGACAGGACCUACAUGAUGAUGUUCAGGCUGUGGCAGAACGCGCUGCUAGACAAGCCCCUGUGCCCCAAAGAACUGUGGCACUUUGUUCAUCAGUGCUACGGCAACGAGCUCGGCCUAACCAGUGACGACGAGGACUACGUUCCGCCUGAUGACGACUUCAACACCAUGGGGUUCAGUGAAGAGAUUCCCAAUGAGGAGAAUGAGAUCAACAAUGACAACUUGUCAAAAAGCAGCGCUGAGGCCAAGCCUGAGGGGAGCCCCCCUCUGCUACACAAGAAAGUCGUCCCAAACAGCACCAUCCCCAGCCCAGGCAACCAUGACACACCUAUAACAUUUGACCUCCCAGCAGAAGAGUAUGCUGACUUCCUACCAGACGGCGAGCUGCUUGCUGUGCCACUGGUGGCGGAAGAGAAGAACAAUGAUAACAGCGGGCCUGGUGGUCCCGUCCCCUCCCCCUCUCUGGACUUCAAUGACAACGAAGACAUCCCCACUGAGCUCAGUGACUCCUCAGAAACACACGACGAGGGUGAAGUACAGGCCUUCCAUGAAGAUCUGAACGGCAAACAGCACAUCAAUGAGGUCUACAAGUUCAGUGUGGACAAGCUCUAUGACAUCCUCUUCACAGAGUCGCAGUUCAUGAGUGACUUCAUGGAACAGAGACGAAUCUCAGAUGUGGUGUACCACCCCUGGAAGAAGGAGGAGGCUGGCAACCAGACCAGAGAGAUCAUGUACACCAUCUCGUUGUCCAACCCUUUAGCCCCCAAAACAUCCACAGUCAGUGAGACACAGACUCUGUACAAAGUCAGUCAGGAGAGUGAGUGCUACAUCAUCGACGCAGAGGUCAUCACACAUGACGUGCCCUAUCAUGAUUACUUCUACACUCUUAACCACUACAUGCUCACCAGGGUGGCCAAGAACAAGUGUCGGUUACGGGUAUCAACAGAGCUGCGCUACAGGAAACAGCCCUGGGGUCUGGUGAAGGGCUUCAUAGAGAGAAACUUCUGGAGCGGGAUAGAAGACAACUUCCGCCAUCUGGAGUUGGCGCUGUCCAAGUUGGAGGAAAUUCUGACAGAGUCCCACCAGCUGUCUCCAAAGGCCAAAGUGGUGAAAAACUCGAGGCGGAAGAAGAGGCCACUCCCGCACAUGCGCAGCCAGCACCUGGAUGAGGCGCUCAGCCCGGUUACCACGCCGACCGAUGAGGAAGUGAUUCAGAGGAUCAAACAAGUGGCAGGCUCCACACAAACCAGACACCAGAGUCCAGAACACCAUCAACUGCCGGGCGGCCUGGCUUUCUACAGCGUCUCCAAACUGCUGCUCAUCAUCAGCUUUGUUUUGGUUCUGCUGGUGUUCCUCAACAUGAUGCUCUUCUACAAGCUGUGGAUGCUGGAGUAUUCUGCACAGUCCUUAACCACCUGGCAAGGUCUGCGGCUUCAUGAAAGCAAACUGCCUCAAACACAGAUGGAAUGGGCGCAGCUCCUGGAGGCGCAGCAGCGUUACCAUGAUGCCGAGCUGCAGAAGUGGAGGGAGAUUAUCAAGUCAUCUGUAGUGCUGCUAGACCAGAUGAAAGAUUCUUUAUUGAAUCUCCAGCGAGGCAUUGGGUUAAGGGACUACAGCUCUGAGGCUGAAGAGAAGAGAAGUCGCUAUCACUGACACCCCACCAGAAGGCCACAAGGGCAUUCUGUGCAAUAUAGGACCUGUUAUGUUUGUGAACCAGUAUGCAGGCAGCAGCAAGUCGGAGUCGGGGGAGGCGAGACCAACAGUGAGCUGGUCCAGCAGACACAAAGAGAGGAACAGUCGUGUCCAGCGCACAGAGGUUAAAACCCCCAGGAGGAGGCCCCUGCCACACACAGUAACUGAGGUGUCUCCAACAUCACUGAGGCACAGUGGGAAGAUGCGAGACUUCCUUCUUUUCUACACGUGUGGGAUAACCGUUUCCUUCUACUCUUAUUUCCAAGUGCAUCCUACUGUAGGCCAUGUCGACCAGGCAGCGGCAGAGAGAGAGAGAGAUGGAGAACUACUGCAUGCAUUUAGACAACCUAGCUCCCCUCAGUCAGUGUUAAUGUGGUCCAGUCUAUGUGUGUCAAAAAAAAAGAAGAGCAGAAGAUGAAGAGAUGCAGUCCAAGAAAGGGGGUCCUUUUAAGCCUUAACGGCUUUCUGUGCUCUCUAGACUGUUCCAAACCAACUGUCCCCCAAGAAGUCCUCACUGCAGUGUCCCUUCAGUAGACCUCCAUGUACAGUAUCGUCCCAUCACCAGAAACAAAAAAAGACGUGUUGUAGGUGGGAUCUCAGCUUCACCGAUCAGUCCCUAUUGCCUUGUUUGAACCUGGGUGCGUGGUCUCUGUCGGGGCUGGUUCCCCGUCAGACCGAUGUGCUGAAAUAUUUAUUGAGGAAAAUUUCAAGACUGAUGAGACCUAAGCCUGUACUUCUAUCCUUGUACAUGUUUCACCUCAUCAGUUGGCCCUUCCACAGUGUUAGCUACCUUUCAUGGCAUUAUUCCUCCACCUUCUAAUGUAGUAGAAUGUAUGAGUCUGGACAAAACGGCCAGACUUUGCUCACAACUUGUUCAUCUUCAAAAGAAGGGAUGCUGCAGCCAGACUGAUAGGGAGGCCUGAGUUCUUACUUGUUUUAUUACUAAACUGUGAUUAUUUCUCUUUAAAAAGGUUUCAAAUUAGAAAGAAUUCUAUGAAUAUAUUUGAAAUAUAUAAGAAUAUUUCAUUAUUUAAUAUAUAUAUUUCAAAAUAUAUAAACAUCACCUAUAUUUAUUGUUAAUUUAUGUACAUAAAGAAAUUAUCAGAGUUCUAGGUCAGUUAAAGAAUUUCUAACAAAAAGUGUUUUCUUCUAAAAAUGCAUGCCAGAUAUGUCUGUGACAUGUCCAGUGUGCAAAUAUGAUUCUGCAUUCGCGCGAUUAUAUUCGCGUGCGUGUGAGUGUGUGUGCGUGUGCGUGUGUGUGUGUGAAUGCAUGCGUGUGCACACAAGUUUGUGCUGUAAAGUGUGACAUUUUUACCAUUCCACACUUGUAUGUUUCUUAUGUUUUUUUCUUUCCUGGCUCCCGCAGCCAGACUGCCUUUUUUUUAAUGCUAAUGCAUUGCAUUAGCCCCACCAGGGUACAGUUUACAAUUGAAGAGUUUGGUUCCAAGAUGACAUAUCCAACAUGUGAAAACAAAGUUAUGCCUACAUUUACGAGAUGAUUGAUUGCUUAAACUAUCAAUUAACGCCACAUGCUAAGUAGCUUAAAUCUGUGGCUGACAAAGGGACAAAGAAUCACUCCAUCAUCUAAAGUUUUAACUGACUGAAUGAUGAACUUGAUUUUUCCUUUGGAUAUAUAACAUUUUGGAGAUGAACCCUUCAUCUGCCCUCUGUGAGCAACUCUUUGUCCAUGUCAACACAGUAGCGGCUUGACAAGUCUGAAAGGACUAGUGUGACAUUUUGGGAAAUGGUACUUGUUUGCUUCCAUGUUUAAAGUGAGAUGAGAGGAUUAAUACCACUCUCCUGAGGGUGCCAUCAAUCUUCUGUCUCUCAGCAAGAAAGCACAUAAGCACAAUUCCCAAAAUGUCAGCCUGUUCCUUUAAAAUCCAUCUACUCUGACCCAUAAUGUACUCUCCCUUCCCCCAUUUUCAAGUGUCUGUCUUGGAUGCAAUGAAAGCAUGAGAAUUAACCGUAUGCAACUAAAUUGAACCAAAAGAAAGAAGUAGAAAUGUACCUUCACAAAUGAUCAUAUUGUUUUAAAUGAAGUAUUUAUCAUGUAUGUCAUGUAUUAUAUAUAUACUGGAUUGGGUGCGGUAAAGAGCAUCUCUUAGGAGUUUGUCAGCAGACACCCCUGACAUCUGACAGACUUCAGCAAUGAAAGCACUUCCAAAAAUAAAAAAAAAAUCUUCCUUGUGUUUAAAAAAGAGAAAGUGAAGCACUUUAAGACCUUUUCAGGUAGACGAAUGAAAGAAAGACAUGGCAGCGAGUUAGUUUGGAGCCAAAUGCAGGGCUGAAGAAAAUGUUUUUGUGCUGUAUGCUCAUUUGUCAGUGGUGAUGUACAGCUUCCAAACUCAUUAGAAAUAACUGGGUUUUAAUCCUGCUGGUUUGCUACCGCUCAAAAAUACUUACUUCCCCCUGAAUACAGUAUUUGUGCUUUCUUGUUCUGAAAAUGAUUACAUGUGGAUCUCUUUCAGUGUGUCAUCCCAAAGCCCAAUCUAAGACUGACACGUUUUUGAGGGCAAGGCGAGAAUGAAUGAUUUGUAUGAGGGAAAAGGUGUCUUUACUGUGUGCCUGCGGGGCGUGUUGCUGACUGACAGCUUGAAACUACUGCAGAAAAGCUUCAGGAUUGGACUCCUGCUGUGUGUGUGUGUGUGUGUGUGUGUGUGUGUGUGUGUGUGUGUGUGCGUGCGUGCAUGUGUGCGUGUGCACGUACAUUAUAUUUGAAGAAGGCAGAGAGUAAUGAUGGAAUGAACAGAGGGUAACCUUAAAGACCUGAAUGUGACUGGUUGGAAAUGUUUUCUGUUUUAUAGAAAUCACUUUCACAAUCCUGACAACACUGAAAGAUUCAAGUGAUGUUGAAGCUUCAUGUGUAUGACGGUACAGAAAUGUCAUAUAUAUGAAAAUGUGAGUGAAAUGCUUUAAAGAGUUUGUUUUUCAAAGUGUAUGAUGAAAUUGAUUUUUCUUUUUCAGAUGCUUGAAUUUUUUCUUCCUUUCUUUUUUUUUCUUUUUUUUUUUUUUUUUUGUAGAUUACAAACCUUCUCAUCAAACCUCCUUUUGAACCAGAUGUGAUAAAUGAUAAAUGCUUGAUUAAGUUGGUUUGGCUCCCCAACUUUGGUUUUAUUGUCCCCUGAUUUUCAGUAUUGAGAAACUGAAAUCUUGUGUGAACUCUUGGAAAACACACAUCCUCCUUGGUCCAAAUUAAAUAUUCACUCUGACCUCCAAGGAGCUGUCACAGCAGACCUGAGUUUAAUUUCCUCAAUGAUUCAAAUUAAGUCAUCAUUCUGUUCUUCAAAACUUCUUCUCACUGGUAUUAACAAAUUGAACUUAUGCAAAUCUCUCACAGAUAACAGCUGUUUAUUUGUUUUGUUCUUUCUUUCUUUCUGUCUGUCUUUCUUUCCUUUCUGGUGUGCACUCUCACAGUUAUCUGCAUUACAGAAAUGA